Colletotrichum aenigma is the source of this 1119-nucleotide messenger RNA. RefSeq names its product Secondary metabolism regulator LAE1 (gene LAE1-2). The coding region runs from base 1 to 1119 and encodes 372 amino acids. The record is from RefSeq and is a predicted model, not a curated record. The transcript has 10 exons. NCBI's taxonomy places the organism in Eukaryota, Fungi, Ascomycota, Sordariomycetes, Glomerellales, Glomerellaceae. Gene Ontology annotation, molecular function: methyltransferase activity.
AUGGCUGGCCAUAACGAACCUGAAGCUGGGUUGGCUCCAGUCAAUCUUUCCCCAAGCGGUACCCCACUCACUGGUCCACCGCGGCACGCGCCGAGCGGGCCUUCCAUUCCCGUCGGAAACGAGCAAGAUGAACAAGAGGAGCUGGUGCCUGACGAUGUGGCACAGGAUGCAGAGACUGGUUCUUCAACAGACGAUCAGCUCUCGUCCUACACCGCGUCGCUAACGUCCAGCGUGGUCGACUACCCCAUCGAGAACGGUCGCCGCUACCAUGCCUUUCGCUCAGGGUCAUACUUCAUGCCCAAUGAUGAGAAUGAGAUGGAACGACUUGACUUUGCGCACAGUCUCACUACAAUGGUUCUCGGAGACAAACUAUACGUCGCCCCGAUCGUGGAGGAAAACGUUCACAAAGUCCUUGACAUCGGAACCGGGACAGGAAUUUGGGCAAUUGAAGCCGGCGACGUCCUUCCUAACGCAGAAAUAUGCGGAGUUGACCUCAGCGCCAUCCAACCAGAAUGGACUCCGCCAAAUGUCAAAUUUGAAGUCGACGAUGUUGAAAGCCCCUGGCUUGGCGACAGAAAAUACGACUUCAUUGUGUGUCGCUGGAUGAUGGGAUCCAUCAAAGACUGGCCAAAGCUGGUGAAGAGUAUCUACGAAAAUCUGAACCCCGGAGGCUGGGCUGAAUUCCUCGAACCUAGUGGAGAUUACUUCUCGGAUGACGGAACCUGGACCAAAGACCACGCCACAUACAAGUGGAACAAAUCUCUUCUUGACGGCAUCGCAUCUACGGGCCGCGAGAGCCGCCCGGGUGCCAAGCUGGAGGGCUGGGUGAGAGAUUCCGGGUUCGAGAACAUGACAUACAAGAAGUGCAAAGUCCCGCUAGGUACCUGGCCCAAGGACCCUUAUUACAAGAAUUUGGGGUGGCUGAACUUAAAAUGCGUGACUGAUGGUCUCGAGGGUUUCACCAUGAGAGUCUUCUGUGGUGUUCUCAAUUUCACCAAGGAGGAGACCAUUGUGCAACUUGCCGAGGUUCGAAAAGAGCUGAAGGACAUGCACACUUUCCACGCUUAUUAUGAGACCCACAUUGUGUGCGGACAGAAGCCACUUGAGGAAACAGAAUGA